This is a messenger RNA of Salvelinus namaycush (lake trout), 4633 nucleotides long. RefSeq names its product sodium-dependent neutral amino acid transporter B(0)AT1-like. Gene Ontology annotation, biological process: sodium ion transmembrane transport. The transcript has 13 exons. Gene Ontology annotation, cellular component: plasma membrane. The record is from RefSeq and is a predicted model, not a curated record. Bases 367 to 2220 code for a protein of 617 amino acids. Lineage: Eukaryota; Metazoa; Chordata; Actinopteri; Salmoniformes; Salmonidae.
GACAGAUAAGUCAAUCCACUGAGGUGGAAUCAGGGAGAAGAUCAUAGCACUGGAUAGUGCAGGAUAGGAUAUCAUUGAAGGACCUCCACGGCAACCUGCAAUGAGACAGAGAAGCGAUUCAGAUCACCACAUUUAAAGAGCUACACUGAAGCAGCAUCAAACCUGAGAGAGGAUUUCAGAUCAGACACUGGAGUAAAGAUACCAACACCCAACCAGUGAAUUUAAGUGGACAACAGAAUAACUGUGCUCCCUCUACAGAAUAAGCAUUGGUUCAGAGUGCUAGAACUUCGGGCUAAAACACACUGGACUAAACUGAAAACCAGAGGUUGAUCUACUACUGAGCUAAACUACUGUUGAGAGCUGAGCAUGCCAGAGGAGGGUAUGGAGGACAACAAGGGGAGAGAGGAGAGACCCAAGUGGAACAACAAGGCAGAGUACCUGCUGACCUGCAUUGGCUUUGCAGUGGGGCUGGGCAACGUGUGGCGCUUCCCCUACCUCUGCCAGAUUUACGGAGGGGGUGCGUUUCUGAUCCCCUACCUGAUAGCCCUGGUGUUUCAGGGUCUGCCUCUGCUCUACUUGGAGCUGGCUAUAGGACAGAGGCUCCGCAUGGGCAGCAUCGGAGUCUGGAGCUCCAUAUCACCCUACCUGGGAGGAGUAGGUGUAGCCUCAAUGGUGGUGUCCUUCUGUGUGAGUCUGUUCUACAACACUAUCGUGGCCUGGGUCCUCUGGUACCUCUUCAACUCCUUCCAGGACCCCCUGCCCUGGAGCCAAUGUCCCCUCAACCACAACAACACAGGGUACGUGAAGGAGUGUGUAGAAAGCACGCCGGUCAACUACUUCUGGUACCGUCAGACCCUGAACAUCACUCCUAACAUGGAGACCAGUGGCUCUCUACAAUGGUGGCUGGUGGUCAGCUUAGCUACCGCCUGGUCUAUCGUUUACAUCUGUUUCAUCAGGGGCAUCGAGACCAUCGGCAAGGCUGUGUACGUCACAGCAACGUUCCCCUACCUGGUACUAACCAUCUUUCUGGUGAGAGCCCUGACCCUUCCUGGAUCAUCUGAAGGUCUAAUCUACCUGUUCACACCUGACUGGGAGAUCCUGAAGAACCCCCAGGUAUGGCUGGAUGCUGCUACUCAGAUCUUCUUCUCUCUGUCAGUGGCCUUUGGUGGACUCAUCUCAUUCUCCAGUUACAACAGCCAGAAGAAUAACUGUGAAAGGGAUGCUGUUUUAGUGGGGGUUAUAAACAGUGCUACAUCUAUCUAUGCCUCCAUCCCCAUCUUUGCCAUCCUGGGAUUCAAGGCCCACACCAACUAUGUCACCUGUCUGAAUGGUAACAUCUUAGCUCUGACCAAUGAGUUUGAUAUUAGCGACAUGAACAUAACGGUUGAAAACUACGAGCAGUGGUUUGACUCUUUAAAUGGGACACAUCCAUCUAGAGUAUCCGAUCUCAACCUGAAGACAUGCGACCUGCAAACCUUCUUGGAUCAGAGUGCGUCUGGUACUGGGUUAGCGUUCAUCGUGUUCACAGAAGCGGUGAUAUCGAUGCCUGGCUCUCAGGUGUGGGCUGUGCUCUUCUUCAUCAUGCUGUUCAGUCUGGGUCUGUCCUCCAUGUUUGGUAAUCUGGAGGGCGUCCUCACGCCCCUUCAUGACCUCAAACUGGUGCCCAAGUGGAUGCCCAAUGAGCUCUUCACAGCAUUGAUCUGCCUGGUAUCGUUCCUGGUGGCUCUGAUAUUCACUAUGGGAUCAGGGAACUACUGGUUGGAGGUCUUUAACAGUUACGUGGGCUCUGUACCUCUCCUCAUCAUCGCCUUCUUUGAGAUCAUCGCUGUGGCAUACAUCUACGGAAUAGGACGGUUCAGUGAUGACUUGGAGUUCAUGACAGGACAUAGACCCAACAUCUUUUGGAAAGGCUGCUGGUUGGUCAUCAGCCCUCUGAUGCUGUUCGUGGUGUUGGUGGCGUACGUUGCCGUCCAGGCCCAGACACAUCCCACCUACCCAGCAUGGAAUCCUGACUAUGUGAACUUCCCCGACACAGAGGUUCUGCCGUAUCCAGACUGGGUGUUUGCCAUCUGUGUCCUGCUGUCUUCAGUACCAGUUAUCUCCAUCCCCCUGGUGGCCAUCUACAGACUCAUCUGCUGCAUGUCAGGAAGACACUCUAAAGGCAGUCUCCACAACGAUCCGAAUAUUUAUGCCAACGAAGGCUACGUUGUAGAGAGUUAGACCCUGAAGACACUCUAAAGGCAGUCUCCACAACGAUCCGAAUCCUUAUGUCAACGAAGGCUACGUUGUAGAGAGUUAGACCCUGAAGACACUCUAAAGGCAGUCUCCACAACGAUCCGAAUCCUUAUGCCAACGAAGGCUACGUUGUAGAGAGUUAGACCCUGAAGACACUCUAAAGGCAGUCUCCACAACGAUCCGAAUAUUUAUGUCAACGAAGGCUACGUUGUAGAGAGUUAGACCCUGAAGACACUCUAAAGGCAGUCUCCACAACGAUCCGAAUAUUUAUGUCAACGAAGGCUACGUUGUAGAGAGUUAGACCCUGAAGACACUCUAAAGGCAGUCUCCACAACGAUCCGAAUAUUUAUGUCAACGAAGGCUACGUUGUAGAGAGUUAGACCCUGAAGACACUCUAAAGGCAGUCUCCACAACGAUCCGAAUAUUUAUGUCAACGAAGGCUACGUUGUAGAGAGUUAGACCCUGAAGACACUCUAUUUCGAUCUAGCCUCAUCUGAGCAACACUGUAAAACAACGCUGAGGUGAAAUAAUUGCCUCACAUCAACUGACCUUGACAUUCCUUACACUCAUGAAUCAAAAGGGUGUUUAUUUGUUUUUAUUUCGUAAUAAUGAAGGACGGACGAUCGGUUGCACUCGAAUUAGACAGUGAUUUUUUUUUUAUGUCUCCAGGAGUAGUUUUUUUGUUGUCUUUUGGGUGACACAAAGAAGAUUGAAGAGCUGAGAAUCGGUGAAUGUUUGGGUUUACCAAUUUUGACCAACUAAAAAUGGAUUUGUUGGUCAAAUUAUAGAUUUUUUUGUAUUUGUUUUCUCACACAGAACAUAAAGAUUAGAGCUAAUGUAAACAGCAUAGAUCUUUCAGUGUGAAGAUAGUGUUUAUGUCAUUAUGUUUUCUACUGGAAAUGAAAUUACAUCUGUGAUAUCAAAUGUAUUUCCUUAUUUCUUUCAUAGAACCUACCACUCCUAAACCAUAAACGUUAGAGAUAAUACAGCAAUUAGAUGGAGAAUUAACCUAGGCGUUGAAACCACAGUAUGACAGCAUGAAAAUAUACUUUUAGUUUUACUAAAGCACAAAACAUAAAUAACUUUGUAUUACAUAUUGGUAUUGUGCUAUAUUACUUAUAUAAAUAUAUACUUUAUUUCAGUCACACAUCACUGACACAUAGCCUAGUAGACCGAUCUGUUUGCACUUUAGCUAGCUAACUCCUCUGUCCUGUCCGUUGUCAUGGCACUUUAGCUAGCCAACUCCUCUGUCCUGUCCGUUGUCAUGGCACUUUAGCUAGCUAACUCCUCUGUCCUGUCUGUUGUCAUGGCACUUUAGCUAGCUAACUCCUCUGUCCUGUCUGUUGUCAUGGCACUUUAGCUAGCUAACUCCUCUGUCCUGUCCGUUGUCAUGGCACUUUAGCUAGCUAACUCCUCUGUCCUGUCUGUUGUCAUGGCACUUUAGCUAGCUAACUCCUCUGUCCUGUCCGUUGUCAUGGCACUUUAGCUAGCUAACUCCUCUGUCCUGUCCGUUGUCAUGGCACUUUAGCUGGCUAACUCCUCUGUCCUGUCUGUUGUCAUGGCACUUUAGCUAGCUAACUCCUCUGUCCUGUCUGUUGUCAUGGCACUUUAGCUAGCUAACUCCUCUGUCCUGUCCGUUGUCAUGGCAAAUGCUAGAAAGAACGAAAUAUGACACACUUUGAUGCGAUGAAUCAACAGGACAAAGUCCAAAGAUAGAGAUGGGAGGAGGUUUUUGUCUUGUUGACUUCACAUUCAAUCUUUAUAGAUUUUUUACAUGGCAUGUUAAAGAGAGACUUUUAUGAUCCUUAUCGCUCUACUGUUUUAUAUCAAUUUAAUGAUGUUUUGCUCUCUCUUUCUCUCAUGAUCUUGUGAAAGAGAUGUGUUUUAAUCAGGUUGUUUGUGCCAAGUUAAGGAUCUGCCAAACCUCAGCCCGCAUCAUCACUGUAUCCCUAGUUAGACCUGGGAUGGUCAAAUAAACCAACCACGACCACUCUACGAAUAUAAAUUACACCUGGUACUAUUUCCACUUGCUUUAAAAGUACAUUGGUAUCAAAAAUAAGGUAGAUAUGUCAAUAUAUAAACAGAUGCAACGAGGCUCCUUCCUACCUGUGCUGUUCUUUGCAGAAACCCUAAUACACUGCAGUGGUUAUUGGCCGUGAAGGAGGGGGCUGAGAUUCUCGACUAGGCCCGGAUGGCCUUGAAGUCCUCAGGUGUUUUUGGGUGUGGCAGCCUGUCUGACUCGUGCUAGUCUGAAACCACCCAGCUAGUCUGAAACCACGCUGCUUAUGAGAGCUAGAAUGAACUAUGGGGUUUUUGCUUUCUAAUAACAAAGUCAAGUUUAACCAUUAACCCCAAUUUGUGUGCUAAACGAAUAAUAAACAUUAACUUUGCUCUCACA